This is a messenger RNA of Caenorhabditis remanei, 1323 nucleotides long. RefSeq lists its product as uncharacterized. Gene Ontology annotation, molecular function: RNA polymerase II cis-regulatory region sequence-specific DNA binding; core promoter sequence-specific DNA binding; bent DNA binding. Gene Ontology annotation, cellular component: snRNA-activating protein complex. The coding region runs from base 1 to 1323 and encodes 440 amino acids. The record is from RefSeq and is a predicted model, not a curated record. The transcript is spliced from 6 exons. Gene Ontology annotation, biological process: snRNA transcription by RNA polymerase II; snRNA transcription by RNA polymerase III. Lineage: Eukaryota; Metazoa; Nematoda; Chromadorea; Rhabditida; Rhabditidae.
AUGUCAAUGGAUUACAUGAUGAAGGCUGACGAACAACCGUUCGUCUCACCGCCAGUGUACUUCGGAAAUUUCGCAUACUUUGCAAAAGCCUCAUCUGACGAAUGUCGAAAAAUUGCACCCAGAAGACGAGCAUUUGAAAACUUUCGUGAAAAAACCAAAAUUCCGGAUUCCAUUAUCGAUGAUAUUAUCGGCGUUUUAGACGUUUCUGAUAUCUACCCAAUGGUGUUCAAUCGAGAAAUGGACGGUGGUCUUGAAAGAAAUGGGCUAGGCUCGCAGGCACUACUAUUAGACGAAAACUCACGUAGACGCAACGCACAGUUCAAGUCCAUCGCGCUGCGAGCUCUUCGAUAUGAUCAUAUUGACCACAGUGCAUUGGCAAGGAAAGCUCCACAUUUGCUAUUGCCUGGGGAUAGCUUCCCUAAUGAAGACAGCAAUGAAUCUAUCGAAGAUGAUGUUCCAACCACAGAGCCCGAGCCAGAACGUGAACAAGAGGGCCAUAUGGAUUGCGCAAUUAUACCAACACCGGAGUCUGUCGAAGUGAUAAACCAUGAAAAACAUUUGAUAGUCAGCGUUUCAGUGUAUCUCGGUUACACUCGCGAACUUCACUAUCACGAAAUUCGUCUCGGAAGACUUUUAAAAGUGACGGAUCGAUUGGAACUGACUGGAGAACAUACUCUUUUAGAUUUGAAGAACGCGUUUUCUUGUCCUGCGGAUUUUGCAUUCUCUGAAGAUUUUAGUGAGAAAAAGCCAACUAUCCAGGAUUUCGCAAAGAAUAAGUGGCCGUCGUCAAUGUUUUUCAUUCAUGACACGUUCUAUGUAGAGCCACAGGAUCAACCAGGAUGGGAGGAUCCCUCUGUAACUAUCAGAAACUGGGCGCAAAAGCGUAACUACAUUGGCCCUAUGAAUGUCGGAUCGAUGGUUGAUAAGAAGCUUGGAGAAUUGUUCGCUCGUCUCGGUCAGCCAUAUGUAUACAUUCAUCAGGGCGUUUGUGAACAUCUCAUCGUUUUCAAUGAUCUUUUUUUAAAAGAUGAGUCACAUCAAAACGUCAAAUACCCACGACGUCUUGUCGAGCGCAACUUCAGAAGGAUUGCGUGCGACAUUUGUAAAGAAGCAUCAGCUCAAUGGAUGAUUGUAGACCACGAAAAUCUUCUACCAAAUUCUCCUGCAUAUUUAUGUUCAUCAUGUUACAAAGAGUUUUGUUUCGACGUUAAUGGGAAUAAAGUUUGUCAAUUCAAGGCGGUUCCCUACUGCGAUCGAAAGGAUAUUGGCGACGGUGGAAAGUUCAUUUCUGAGCUACGUUUCGAAUCGAGACAAGAAAAGUAG